AUGCCAGCCGUGGUUAUGGCUAUCGUGGCUUUCUGCAGCUCUAUCACUCUCAUCCCCUUAUCCUCUCACUGUCUCGCUAGAGUGGGCUUGAGAGGCAGGGAUCUCCUUAAACCUUACAAGCAGCUGGUCCCCGAAUCUCUCGGCAUUGUUCCGGCGUGCGUUUUGAUCGUGUUGCUCUUCCUAUUCACCCCAGUUUUCUUCGCGAAUCACCUCAAAACACACGCUAGCAAUCUACAGCCACAAUUUCCUCAUCAUAAACUCUCCACUUACCUUUCUGCGUUACUCUCCCUCCAAACUGCAACUCUCCUCGGCUUCUUAGACGACCUAUUCGAUAUUCGCUGGAGGUAUAAACUGCCGAUCCCCCUGAUUGCCAGUAUACCCAUGUUAGUUGUGUAUUUUGCAGAAGGCGGCAUAACAGACGUCGUUAUCCCUUUGCCCUUACGCCAGCUACUGGGCCGGGUGGUGCAUCUGGGCCCCCUCUACUACAUAUACAUGGCGAUGCUAUCUACGUUCUGCACCAACAGCAUCAAUAUUCUUGCCGGCAUAAAUGGGAUAGAGGUGGCGCAAGCGGUUGUGAUAGCGGGGAGUGUCGCCAUUAAUGAUCUCUUACACCUGCCCUUAUCGCAUGGUUUCGUCAGCCAUCUCCCGCAAUUCGCUGCUCAUUGGUCAUCGACCGCUCUCGUAGGCCCCACUACACAGGAGCAAGCUGAGCGCCACCUCUUCUCCCUCUGCUUCAUGCUUCCCCUUAUAGGCGCGUCGCUGGGGCUGCUUUAUCAUAACUGGUACCCCGCACGCGUAUUCCCCGGUGAUACCUACUGUUAUUUCGCCGGCAUGGCAUUUGCGAUAGUGGCGGUCUUAGGGCAUUUCUCCAAAACGUUGCUACUUUUCUUCCUACCGCAAGUGAUCAAUUUCGGUUUGUCGACCCCGCAGCUAUUCGGACUGAUGGCAUGUCCGCGGCACCGUGUGCCGCGGUAUGUGCAUGGCACGGGAGUACUUGAACCGAGUCGGGCGUAUUUCGACAAGCCGCCCGCCUUCUAUGUGAGCGUGCCGCUGCGUGUGCUGAGCGCCGUAGGCGUUGUGCAGCUGGAGGUAGGCGGCAACGGACGCAUUACUUGCUCUACUAACCUCACCCUCCUCAACGCCUUCCUCUGUCUCUUUGGCAAAAUGUCGGAGCGUCAACUCGCUUCUGUCACCGUCGUCUUCCAAGUUGCUUGUUCUGUCCUCGCUUUUGCUGUUAGAUAUGGCUUGGCGGGGUUGGUGUAUGAUUAG
Wallemia ichthyophaga EXF-994 is the source of this 1269-nucleotide messenger RNA. RefSeq names its product UDP-N-acetylglucosamine--dolichyl-phosphate N-acetylglucosaminephosphotransferase. The record is from RefSeq and is a predicted model, not a curated record. NCBI's taxonomy places the organism in Eukaryota, Fungi, Basidiomycota, Wallemiomycetes, Wallemiales, Wallemiaceae. Gene Ontology annotation, molecular function: UDP-N-acetylglucosamine-dolichyl-phosphate N-acetylglucosaminephosphotransferase activity. Gene Ontology annotation, biological process: protein N-linked glycosylation; dolichol-linked oligosaccharide biosynthetic process. Bases 1 to 1269 code for a protein of 422 amino acids. Gene Ontology annotation, cellular component: membrane. The transcript has 6 exons.